Annulohypoxylon maeteangense is the source of this 2090-nucleotide messenger RNA. RefSeq lists its product as uncharacterized. NCBI's taxonomy places the organism in Eukaryota, Fungi, Ascomycota, Sordariomycetes, Xylariales, Hypoxylaceae. The transcript has a single exon. The coding region runs from base 365 to 1813 and encodes 482 amino acids. The record is from RefSeq and is a predicted model, not a curated record.
GAUAUGCUAAGUUGAGUUUCCAUAUUCGUGAAUAUCACCGAGAUACAAUCCCCCUUCUCUAAUAAUUACAUCAACCUCCAUUCAACCUUCAAUAGUUCGACUUUUAAGAUAAUCUUUAUCUUCCACUUAUUCAACCUGGGCGCACAUACGGCGAAUAAUGGGAUAAGGAGUACUAUUGGUUUGAAACUUAGUUCUAACGCCAACCGCGUCUUGUUCCCAACCUUCGGCGCCUCUUCAAUUCGUACCCUAACAGCCAAUACCUUCCUUACUCGUUCCUUCAUCAAAAUUUCCCAUGUCCCUAUAAAUCAAAUCGACGCACUUUCCUCCCGCCACGGGCAAAUUGGUAUAGAGUGGGGGGGAAGGCAUGAUGAAGAUGGAAGCCAGGGAUACCACGCGUAAAUCAUGCGCAGAAUUCUCCAUAAACUUGGACGAUACUAGUUCCAAUGGUAGAGUCACUACUUCGGCGUGCCACUACCAUGCGCAUCCUACUAGAUCGGCGUCUGACGCCCCAUACCACUUCCCCAACACCCCUUCUGAAGACGCUAUUACUCAGUCGCGUCCCCUUCAUACUGAAGUGCCAAUUCUAGAUGGCUGGCAAACAUUCCCUCCACCUCCCGUCCCGCGAUUGGACCUGGACAAAGUUAAGAGAGCGUCUGGGAAAGGAUUACGCGAUGUAGAGGAAUUUACGGACCAGCAUAUUCAACAGUCUAUCGCUCUCUGUGAAGCAAUGGGACUGGCCUGUACCAAGGCAAAAGAAAUCGAGCACGAGAGAGAGUCACAUAAGGACAAGGAGAAAGAUAACGACACUAAGGUAUCUUCCCAAGAAGACCAAGUCCUCUUUGCGGAAAUGCGACGGAUGUAUUACUCAUUUGCGAGCCUCGAGGGUUGUGAAAACCAUGCUUCUAUUCGACGCCACUAUUCUGAGUUUCUGAAGCACCAAAGCCAACAACCGCCACGAAAGCCGUCAAAAACAGAGCGCUUGCUUGGUUCAGAUGGAUCAUCUACAAAUACAGACAUACCUCGAAACAGCCAAUUGUAUUUCCUCGGCUCACCACCAAAGAUGUACAUUAUUCCUUUCGACAAGGCUGUGGCUGCGGGCUUAGAAGAUGUUAAGGGCUCAAACGCCAGAGUCACAUCUCUCCCCAGCGUAAUCAAGGCCGAACCGUCUCAAUCCGGGUUGUCUUUACCAGCAGCACCCUUCCUAUUUCAACCCUCUCCCAGCAAACCGCAGAAUGACAAUAUACCGGAUUGGUUUCCCCUUCUUAAAAUACCGGUGAAAGGAGAUGACCUCCAGUCUCGAUGGACGAGCUUCUCCAAUACCUUCAGCGCGCUGGAGAAGGCAAUGGAAUUGAAGGAUGAUAAGCCGAAGUGGGACAAGACGUGGCACGAACCCAAUCCCAAGUGGCAAUUUGAAUUCCGCGUUAAAAAGGGCGGCUGGUGGAAAUGCAGAUCUGGACCUGAUGCUCCGAAGGUUGAAGCAGAAUGUCGUCUCUGCCAUGGAGCAACCGAGCCAUCGAAAAAGACGGCCAGUCUAGAAGAGCGAUACAAGGAGAUGAUGGACGCUAUCAAUGAGGCAAUGAGAGAAGUUGCCGAAAAGGACAAGGCUGCCGCCCUAUCGAUGCUACGUCAACAAGGUCAACACGACGAGGCCUCCCAAUACAAGUCAUGGGUAGAGGAACAGCGCAAGAUCAAACAAAGGAGCGCCGAGAAGACGGCUUACCGUCGAACGAAAGGCUAUAAUUUACUUCGAGGCUAUGAGGAGCCAUCUAACCAAGUUCCUAAUGGUUCCCAGAGAGAGUUGAAUAAGGAAUAGGUUAAGGCACAAGUUCGCAUAGUUUGAGCUAUUCAUGAUUGGACUUUGGUGGCGUUUAUUGAUGGUUGGAGUUAGUAGCAUUGGCAUGGUUCUGGCGGAUAUUUUGCUUUGGGGAUAUUUGCAGGAUUCACGACAGGAAUGAGUUAGGAAAUCUGUAUGAAUGCAUGGCUGGCGUAUGGGUGUCGCAUAGUAGGUGGUUACAGAUGUGUUGUUAGAGGGUCAAUCAAUCCUGCAUAUGAAAGAGUUUGAUGAAUAAAAAUCUCCUCUUCGAUUUAUA